AUGCCUAGGUUUUAUGAUCCAACCAAGACUGACCCUGCAAUCAUAGCAAUAAAUUGGGUAGACUAAAUCUUAACAGAAAAACUAAAAACCUUAUCUCAUGAGGAUAUUUAGAACUACAUAAAAAGAUUUCAGCAAGAAAAACUAUUUGCUAAUUACAAAAACAAAGAAAUUGUUAUUAGGUAUUAUACAUUACGAAUUUAAGUAAUAAUUGUUCAAGAGGGAACAUAUACUUAGAUUAUGAUAAUCUACAGAAUAAAUAUUUUCCUGUAUUGAAUAAUGGAAAUUAGAUAGUCAUUUGCUAAAAUAUGAUUUUAAAUAGCGUAUAAUUAUUAGAAAACUUAAUCAGAGAAUUUGAAUUGUCACAAAGUUAAAUUGAAACACAAGGAUGCAAGUAUAUUUCAGCCUGUAGCAAAGCUUACAAAAUAUACAAAUUUCCUUUUGAGAAACACAAAUAAUUAAGCGAUAUCUGUGCAAAAAUAUUGAUGAGAGUAUCAUACAAUAUAAUUAUUAGCAUAGAGGAGAGAAUAAAGAUCAAUUACCAUUAGAUUAAUGGAUUAGACACAUAGAAACAGAAGUAAAAUCUUAAUAAUGUUAUAAUAUUUGAUUAUUCU
This is a messenger RNA of Paramecium octaurelia, 611 nucleotides long. The record is from the annotation of a GenBank genome assembly. Lineage: Eukaryota; Ciliophora; Oligohymenophorea; Peniculida; Parameciidae.